Lycium barbarum (goji berry) is the source of this 1023-nucleotide messenger RNA. RefSeq lists its product as uncharacterized. NCBI's taxonomy places the organism in Eukaryota, Viridiplantae, Streptophyta, Magnoliopsida, Solanales, Solanaceae. The coding region runs from base 1 to 1023 and encodes 340 amino acids. The record is from RefSeq and is a predicted model, not a curated record. The transcript has a single exon.
AUGGGGAAGAGGACUCGAAUCCCUACACAGAAGGCGAUCGAAGCUCAGGAAGGUGGAAAAAAAGGGGAUACACAGAUGAAGAUGAAGGACAACCAGAAGAAACUAGGUGCGAAGGGUGUAAACACUGCGGGAACACCGUCUACAGUUGCGACAAUGGCAAUCGUAGGUGAGGAGUCGAAUGAAGUUGAACUACCAUCCCAAUUGGAAAUUGAUGAAGCGAUUGUGGUUGGAAGUGGGGAAACAGGGGCGGAGGCAACGAGGGAGACGACGACUCCACCAAUGAAGAAAGUAGGGUCCCAAACAAUUAUGCAGGAAUGGGAGGAAGCAAUGCAAAUGUCGAACAACACUGGAAGGCAAUCAUGGGCGGAUGAGGUAGACGCGGCAGUAGAGAUGAGGGGAAAAGGCUCAAUUUGGGACAAUUUCGACAUAUCCAAAAUAUCCAAUGCUGGGUUUAAACUCGAUUUUGUGUCGCCACUCAAGGAAGGUGAGUCUCACGUAUGCGAAAUUGAAAUUGAGGAUAUAACAUCAAAAAUUGCUUAUUGGAGGAAUGCGGUCGUAUGCUAUGUACUGGGAGCUCAUCCCCCUUUCGCUGUGAUGAGAGGAUACAUACAGAGACAGUGGGGGAAACACGGAAUUAACAAAAUCUCAAUGAUGAAAAAUGGUAUAGUCUUGGUGCGAUUUGAUAACCUGGAAGGGAAGAAUGAGGUGUUACAAGGCGGGAUAUAUCACUUUGACAAUAAACCUUUCAUUGUAAAAGCUUGGAAUGAGGAUAUGGAGUUCACUCGAGAGGAGCUGUAUACAGUACCAAUUUGGGUGACAUUUCUAGGGUUGGACUUCAAGUACUGGGGUCCUAAAGGGUUAAGUAAAAUUGGAAGUCUCAUUGGCAAACCUUUGAUGGCAGAUAAGAACACUGAAAAGAAGAUUGGGUUGAAUUUUGCGAGACUUCUGAUUGAGGUAGAUGUGGACACACCGUUGCCGGAUAAGGUGUAUUUUAGGAAUGAGAAGGGCAACAUCAUCGAGUAG